Heterostelium album PN500 is the source of this 192-nucleotide messenger RNA. RefSeq lists its product as uncharacterized. The record is from RefSeq and is a predicted model, not a curated record. The transcript is spliced from 2 exons. NCBI's taxonomy places the organism in Eukaryota, Evosea, Eumycetozoa, Acytosteliales, Acytosteliaceae. The coding region runs from base 1 to 192 and encodes 63 amino acids.
AUGAAUAAUAAAACUUUAUUAGUUGUUUUGGUAGUUCUAAUGAUCAGCAUGAUUUGUAUGGUUGCUCAUGCCAAUGAAGAUGCACUUACUUGUCAACAGACUUGUAAUAAUAUUCAUAAUGACGUGGCCUGUAGAUCGAAUCUAAAUUGUUAUUGGUUGUCCACUGGAAGAUGUUUUUGUAGAUUUGUUUAA